Paramuricea clavata is the source of this 12586-nucleotide messenger RNA. The record is from the annotation of a GenBank genome assembly. Lineage: Eukaryota; Metazoa; Cnidaria; Anthozoa; Malacalcyonacea; Plexauridae.
AUGGUCGCUGCAAAACGAACUGUCUGCGCUAGCACCAUCAAGCGCAGAGUGGAUGUUAAGGUGUCAGAGUCACUUCUUUUUCUCCAUGCUGUUAGCGGCUGUGAUACGACUUCAAGGCCACAUGGAAUCGGGAAAGUGGGUGUUCUGAAGAAAUAUGCGGCCCUGGCAGAAAGUGCUGCAACGUUUAUGGCAAGCGAGUCUUCAAAAGUGGCCCUAGAAACAGCUGGCGAAAGGGCCUUACUGAUCAUGUAUGGAAUCCAAGUAGAUGAUUUGAAAACUGCAAGGCUCCAAAGAUUUCAAACGAAAGUGGCCACAGCAGCUAGAUAUGUACCACCAGAGAAGCUUCCGCCGACAUCAGACGCCGCCCAAUUUCACAGUCACUGUGUCUUUUCCAGGUACAAGCAUGGAAAAGGAACGAUCUUCUUCCUGAGGAGUGGGGAUGGGUGAGAUUCUCAACAGGCCUUGUUCCUGUGCAGAUGUCAGAGCCAGCAGCCCCAGCGCAGCUCCUGCAAAACAUCAGAUGUAAUUGUGGUGGCAGAUGUGAUACACGAUCUUGCACCUGCUUCACGAACGUUCUUCAGUGCACUUCAGCGUGCGGCCAAUGCAAGGGCAUUGCGUGCCUAAACCCUCCGCGAGUGGAUCGUGAGGAUUUUGAUGCUGCUGCUGAUUUCUGAAGUGAACUUUAAGUUCUUCUAGACUUAUAAGUAGAAUUACGAGUAUUGCAAACAUAUCAAAUUUUGCCCCAUCUGAAAGAGAAAAAGGGAAUUAUGUGGUUCGUCAAGGAAAAGCUGCGGUAUGAUACACUGGCUCACUUUGAUCAUUUCCAGUGUUUUUUACGGUCCUUUUUUUAUACGAAGAGCUGUCCCCUUGUAAAUGGGUUUUAUUGCUUUUAUAAAAAGAUUUUACGCAUCAAAUAAUGUUAAAUAAUCUAAGUAUCUAAUAUUUGAAAUUUACUUGCUUUUCUGUGGAAAAUGGUUCCUAAUACAUAUCUAAGGGACCAUUCAUUAUUUAUGACCGGGGGUGGGCUGGCAAAAUUCAAUUAACAACUAAACAAAAUGUCUUGCCCCACCCCUUGCAUCACCAAAAUUUUAAUGACUCCCGUCACAUGAAUUCUAAAAAAUAUUAACCCCCCCCGACCACCACCAACAAUAUAAUAAAUGUACAGUACUAUAUACAAAUGAGCUCUUUAAACUUGUUGUAAAAGGCAUCAGAUCAUUCAUUUACUUGUGCUUUCAACAAUUAAUAUGAAUGCCUAUUUAACCCACUAAGCUGCAGAGUUUCCUGUUGACGAGUAAAAUCACCUGGUGUUAAAUUGAACAAGUAAAAAAUAAGCACUGGAGUGGAAUGGGUUAACUAGGGACAUUGUCCGAUUUUUAUUGGUUAACCCAUUAAGCUGCAGAGCACCGAAGAGGCUAAAGCUGGUGGUCAUACCAUUUCUCGCUACUAAGAGUGUAGUAAAAAGUUGCUCAAAAAGGAAAAAGUUGCUUGAAGUUGCUCGAGCCGAAAAAAGUUGCUCCAAACGCAAAAAGUUGCCCGAGCACAAUCGGGACAUGCCCAGCAGAGCUAGCUUCCCCGUUGACGAGUAAAAUCGGUUAGCAGUAUAGGGUUAGGAGUAGAGUUAGGGUUACAGUGUCGUAGGGCGUAGGAAGUUCUUUUUGAUUGGGUAGCUGAACGCGAGGAAAUUUUGAGUAUUUGUGCAUUGCAUUUUGCGUCUAUCUGUUGAUUAAAAUUAACAAUUUUGCUAGCUAUACAUCAAUUAAGUUUGCUGCCUUGCUCGCUCCCUGUGGUAGCAAUAAUUGUUACAUACCAAAUUUUUCUCCACUAUAAUACCACUAUAAUAAAUAACUGGACCCACCCUUCUGAACCAAUAUUUUUAGGUGUCCCCCCUUUUUCGUCAAAAAUUCCUCAUGACCCAUCCCCUUUUUUGCCAGCCCACCCCCAGUCAUAAAUAAUGAAUGGUCCCUAAAUAAGCUUGACGGCGGCCAUCUUGGAUUUGGCGGCCAUUUUGGAUUUGGCGGCCAUCUUGGAUUUAACAACUUUAAAAAAAUAUGAUUUGCAAGCUCACAUUUCGAUUUAAUGCCGGUUUUACAUGUAUUGAUAGGCAAUAAACAUGCCUAGAGGCUUAACUCCACGAAGUGUAAUUGUGUAACUGUUUUAUUUUGAUUUUUGUUCAAAAAUGGCGGCCAUCUUGGAUUUGGCGGCCAUAUUGGAUUUUCGAUGGUCGAAAUAAAGAGGUUGCCGCAUGGUCGGAUUCGGGUGGAUUUUUAUGUGCGUACUAUUUAGACGCAUAUAAACAGAUUUAAGGUGAGUGGGCUUUGUUACGAAGUUUGUCGAACGUAAGUCAUUCGUUUACUGGACUUUGCAUUUUACAAUAAUUAACGAUGAUGAUUGACACAUACAUGUAAUACCUAAAAAUACAAUCGGAAAGUUGUCGAUUUCACUUUAUUGCAAGUUUGUAAACUAGUAAGGUCUAGUAAGAGUCGAUAAGUACAGAUAUUCGAAUAAAUAUUUAAAAUAUUGAUAAGGGACCGCUCAUUAUUUAUUGUACAGGGGGAGACUGAGGAGAAACUCUACAGUUAUAAUAUUUUUUCGUUGCCCCCCUCUUAAGAUAAGUAAAAUUUUCAAAGCCCCCCCCCCCAAAAGGCAAAACAAGAUCAUAAAUUUUAACCACCCCCCAGCUCUUUAUCUUUAUUUAGAGAAACAAAAACUCUAGCUCUUUAUUUAGAGAAACACAAAUAGAUAUUGGGGACCAAUAGACAAUUCCCAUUAUACACUAAAAAAGUAUAUUCCCGGGAAGGGCAUACUAAAAUUAAUAAAAUUGCAAUGUUUGGUUGCAAAAUGUUGUAAAAUGUAGAAAAUAUAUAGCCUUCCAAAGUUGCAAAAAUUUUGUAUACUUUUGUAUUGCAAUUUUCGCAUGCAAUACAAAAGUAUACAAAAUUUGCAAACUUUGCAAGGCUAUAUUUUCCGUAUUUUACAACAUCUCGCAACCAAACUUUGAAAUAAUUUACUUAUUUUAGUAUGCUCUUUCUAGCAAUGGUGAUUUAUUUGCGUCAAGGCCGGAUUUUGAGGGGAGGUGUGGAGAGGUGCGCACCUCCCCUGAGAUCGUUUUGCACCUCCCCUGAGAAUUUUUGCACUUCUCCUGAAAGGUCAUGCACCUCCUCUGCGGAAAGUUUCAAUGAUAGAACAAACUGAAAAUGUGAUGGUUGCUUAGGAUCUACACUUCGUGACAUAAGAAAGUUUUCUCUGUAAAAUUGAAACAGUGAUAGCCAUUCAUAUCUGUGUCAAGUACACUGUUAAUGCAAUGUUUUGAAAGAAACUUUGUAGCAAUUGCAAUGAAGGGCAAGAUUGGUGUCGUACAUUCAUAAUUCAUUAAUACACUGGUACAUAUGUACACUACAUACAUACCUCACCUUGUUGAUAUUGGCCUGUUCUACAAUAAGCCCUAAUUUUCCGCGGGGGUUGUGAGCUAGACUGCUGCGCCUCCCCUGACAUUUUUUUCCACCUCCCUCACUAUUUUCACCAAAAUUCGGCCUUGAUUUGCAUCUCUUUGCCUAGUUCUAAAAUUAGUCUACAUUGGGAAUUGUCUAUUUACAUGAACAUAAGAGACUUGGCUUCCAUUUAUAAAUAUUAGAUCUAUAAACAUUAUUUGUUGUUAAGUUGUUUUGUGAUACAUUUUUAAAACUAGUAAUGUUCUAUCCAAACUGGUAAAUAUUUUCAAAGCCCCCCUUCUUUCGUCUCUCCGUAUUUUUUCAAAGCCCCCCCCCCUUUCAGGUUUUAAAAAAUUUAAAGGCCCCCCAGUUUCUCCUCAAUCCCCCCCUGUACAAUAAAUAAUGAGCGGUCCCUAACCCCAUGGAGCCCGUUGCUUUUAUAUACUUAAACCUUUGUAAACAAACAGUUACAGCUAGGAAGAUUCAGUCUGUGCAAGAAUUUUUUUCCGCCCAGGCGAACAAGACAGAUAUUUUUUCCUGUAAAAGUGCAGCGCAAGAUAUUUUUUUCCCAAUAUAUUUGGCGGCAGGAUAUUUUUUUGCCUCUCAUAAUAACGGUUUACAGUAACUUUAGGCUUUCAUAUAGCUAUCAUCGGAGACGUAGCAGGGGUUUUCAGUCAGAGGAGGCCGAGAACUGAAUCCCAAGAGGGGCCAAGGAAUUUUCACUGUGCUUUAUUUUAUAUGGUUAUGUCUUAAUGUUCCCCACACUAAAGCGUGCAAGUUUACUUACAAAGAAUGUAUAACUGCACCAAAACCUAAAACAGAGUAGAGUACUCGAAAAUGGGGGAGGGUACAGUAUAUGAAUGACCUGUAACCUUGGGGGGUUCGGGGGCAUGCUCCCCCGAGAAAAUGUUAAAAUUUGAACCUCGGAAAUGCUAUUUCCUGCGUUUUCAGCCAUGGAUUCGUCCACAACAACUUUGCUGUACUAAGCCUAAGGAACACUUACUGCCCCUUAUUUUAAACAAGGGAAAAUCACAAAAUGAGCUUUGAUUAAUAUGUAAUAAAACAAGAUUUCAAUAAUGCAAUUUUUAACUGCCCUCCGAAACAACAAUGUUCCACCAAAUAUAGCUCUGUAGCUUUUCAAUCGUUCAUACAGAUAGCUUGUUGGGGAUCGGGUUGCAUCCUCUUCAGAAAUUAAUUAAAAUCUAGACUCUCUAAACUGGCAUUUUCGCAUUACACUGUUAAUUUCAAGGAGUUAUUUUAACUCCACCAUAGGAGUUAAAACUACUCAACUUGGGAGAGUAAAAAUAGUGGAGUAAAAUCUACUCCCAAAAUAGAGUUAAAACUACUCCACUUCGGCGCGCAUUCCACAAUUUACUCCAUCAGGAGUCAAUUUUACUCCGCUGGAGGAGUAAACUAAACUCGCGAUUAGGAGUAGAAAAUAUGGAGUAAUUUGUACUCCUUAAUUUUACUCCGGGGGUCGUUUCAACUCCCAAAAAAGAGUAAAAUUGUUUUGGAUCUGGAGUAAAUUAUUACAAUAUGUAAUUAAUGUGCCUGAGAAUCCAAGAGUUUUUCUGCUGGAGGCUAUACUCUAUUAAAGUAUUGCCAGUCAGAUGCGAAAAGCACGAAGUUCGUGAUAUAAAGUCUUUUUUUUUUUUAAUUUUCCGUUUUUGGUUACUCGAAUGUUGCCAAGUCAGAUUGAUGCCGUUGAUGUAUUAUAGGACCGUAUAUCGGCUUCUAUCGCACGCGGCGAUCGAAUGUAGCCAGAAACUGUCGGCGAGUCAUCUAUAUUUUUUAUUUGCUGGCCUAAAUCUGUAAUUUGAACGUGUGGAAUGUUCUGCCGCUGAAUUCUGCUGAAUAUAAUUUGCGACAAGUGGAAGUUAAAGAGUUUUAACCAAUUAGCAUGCUUAGAAUAUAUCACGUGUUGUAGUAAUUCGAUCUGGUUCACACAAAGACCAAGCGCCAAGUUCGGGACCAGCUAAACCGAGAGUUAUGAAGUGGAGAGUUAUCUUGGAGAGUUAUGAUUUCGGAGAGUUAUGUUCGAACCACGCCCACUUUCCCCAAUGACCAUACCCAAUUUCUUAACUCUCCCGAUGUUUCCUUGAACUAACAUGAGAGAGUUAUGUUUGACGUAACACUCUCUCGUUAACAUUAUGAAGAUGUUAGAGAGUUAUCAUUUUUUAUAACUCUCCGCGUUCUCGAUUGUGGCAAUGCCAAUGAAGAGAGUUAUGUCCGUCUGUUUUUUGAAAAACACUUCCACAUUUUAGUAAAUUAUUGUGAAUUUACUUUUUUCUCACGUUUCAGCUUUAACAUUUCACGCUAGUAGAAACUUGUAGUAAUUUAGUACUUACCAAGUGAAACGAGUACGAGUAAAUAUAUUAUUAUACAUGCUCACUUGGAUUAUCUACAAAACACAGCAUUCAGAUGCAGCUCUCGUAUUAGAUAGACCCAGAAAACCUUUCCAAUGUAAUGCCCUAUUAGCUGAUCUGGGAAAGUAUUUCCAAAACCUGAAUUUCUUGCAACUGUGCUUACCGUAUGCCAAAUACACGUCAAAUCAUGCUUCUGCUGGGGGUACUUUGACCCUUCUGAUGCAAGCAUCUCAUUGUUUUGACUGAGUCAAGUUGUAUUAUUUCCUGUUUGGACGCACGCUAUUGACACGCUACAAACUGAAGUACCAAAAUAUAAGAUGAAAAUCUGAAGAAACAAGCUUUACUAAGGUUUUCUCAAAAAACUGACAUAACUCUCUUCAUCGCCACAAUCGUGAACGCGGAGAGCGUGGUUCGAACAUAACUCUCCGAAAUCAUAACUCUCCGAGAUAACUCUCCGGUUGGUAACUCUCCCUUUAGUCAUACCCGAUAUGAACAAGCUUGUGAAGUUUAUUAAAUAAUUUAGUCCUAGGACUGGAUCCAAAUUAAUUCACCUCACUUUAAGUAGUGAUUUAUUCGUAUGAGAUGUCAUUUCAAAUCCUCCAAUUCGUACUGGACUAGAUUUCAAGACUUGUGCCGACUUGAUUCAGUUGAAAUCUAGUCCAGUCCUUAUAGUCGGAUUUGAAAUGUUACGUAAUCUAUUGUAAAUAAGUAUAGUUUUUUAUUGCCAGUCAGCAAAUUCGGGAACUACGGCCACGGGAAGUGUCUUUCAAACUUCGGUGGCGCUGUUGUCAGAGCAAGCGCCUGUCACCUUUGAGUUCGUGGGCUCGAUUCUCGUUACGGACUCAUGUGAAAAGAGUCGGUCAAUGCUCUGCCGAAAGUCUUGGGUAAAACUCCGGGUGCUCCGGUUUCCUCACACAGGGAAAGUUGACGGGGUGGGUUAGGAUAAACACAGUUUAGAACGUAAUAUCGCAAUUGUCGUAAAGAUAAAAUAAUUUAGGCUAAGUAUGUAAUUAGGUAAGCGUAUAAUACUUGAUGUAAAGGUGAAUUUGAUCAUAUAUCCACGGCAUGAACUAUUUCGCUGACCUCAGAAUGACAUUUCGUCAAAACUUUUUUCUUCAAGAUUGGUUUAGAAACAAAUUUGGAGUAGGGUUAGAUUAGGGUAAGGAUUACGGUUAGGGUUAGAGUUGGUGUUUGGAGUAGGGUUAGUGUUAGUAAAACCCUUGCUUUGUUACGUUUGUCACUUUGAGGCCAGCGAAAUAACCUCUUCCUAUAUCCACAUGUAGAUUUGCGCUAUAGAAAUGCUAAUCGUAAUCCUAUAGUUAAUAUCGCGCUAAUGGUUUUUCCUUCUCAGGACGUUUAACCUGAAAUUUCAACUGUGGAUAAGAAAAACGGACGAGAUAGAACAGAACAGCACUAAUCCAUUUCCUUCGGAGGUAACGAAAUUUCAUAACAAUUAAGUAUCUUGAACAAAAUAAAUAAUCACAUUCCCUUUCUAUAUAAUUGUUUUCAGAUUUCGAAACAUAUAACCAAACUGUUUUACCAAAUUGGUCAACGACCUUCGGUCUUUGCCUUCGUAAGUCAUUCAAGUGAUGAAAUUGAGUUUGUGCGGCAAGAAGUUGCAUUCUCUGCAAACAAAAGGUAAAAGGAAGCAGAGGGCCUAUAGUUUCAUUUUUCGCAACUGUUGACAUUGCUUUUUAGUCUUCAGUAUUUGAGCGAGUCAGUCUUCGGAAAUGACAAUAAAUUUUAUAACCGAACCCUUGAGUUGUUUUGUUUACUCAACCCUUUUCUCUUUGGUGCCACCCCCGUCAUAAAUAAUGACCGAUCCUUUAAUUGUUCUACCUGAUUCAUGUAGUGUUUGGGAAGUUGACUUAGCGCUGGAAACGCUUGAACUAUUGAAGAUUAAAGUUGAUGAAUCAACUGUCGGGUUCCUCGAUUGUUUUAUAAAGUACGUAUCUUUUACUUUUGAUUAAUUCAAUGUGAGCGAAUUGGCUCAUUGUGUGUAGCAAUGGUAGAAAAAAGCUGAUAUGUCCUCUGUUCAACUGUUAGAGAACCUUGCAAACAUUUCAUUCCAUUUCAGGGCAACUGUAUUUGAAAUUCAAGACAGAAAAUCCAGCAUUGCUGAAUCCUUAAAUGUUACUGAGGUAGAUGUUUACAACAAACAAUUAAAGUACGACUAACCCCAAAUAUCAUUUUUGGUAUGUGUAAUAUUUGGGUCAUUCGAAGAAGAAAUUUAAUAUAUCUUUAAAACAAAAAAUCCCAUCUUGAUCAACUUUUUCACUGUCGAAGUUUCCAGAUAUGAUGUCAUUAGAUGAAUUGCAAAUUAGUUUUCCUUUGUUUUUUGUACCAAAAAUUCACCUAAUGACGUCAUAUCUGGAAAUUUUGACAGUGAAGAAGUUGAUCAAGAUGAGUUUUUUUACUAUAAAGAUACAUUACAUUUCUUCUUAGAAUGACCCCGAUAUUACACAUACCAAAAAUCAUAUUUGGGGUUAGUCGUACUUUAAAUACGACUUAGUGAUACUGGGAGAACAUAUUGACGUUAAAUAUUCAUGCUAAAGUUUAAUUUUCUUUUUUUAUAUAUGCAGCUUCCAUAUGAAAACCUAAAUGGUGGAUUAGAGCUGAUACAAGUAAUUACAAUUACGUAACUUAUAAUUAAUUUAAUUUAAUUGCUUUUCCAUCAGGUACGCUACUGUACUGUACACAAACACACGAUAACUAUAUACAAGACUACGAUGGUUGGGUAUGCACAACAGUCCAGAACACCAAUAACUGCGGGCACAAGUAGAGUAUACAAAGUAACUAAUAAACUAUGAAACUAAACCGUUUAUCGAGAUGGUUAAAGUCUUCGCUCUAUUGUAUUAUAUAAAUUCUUAUUAUACAGCGCACCUAGAAAACAUGCUGAAAACACUCCAGUGAACACAUACCUGUAUCAUGGGCAGAUCCAAUACACAGUUACACACCCAGUGUUCAUCACUGGAGUGUGUUCUCUUUCGGAAGCAAUAUAAAUUAUAUCAGACACGCUAUAAAUCUAGCAGUUUACGAUGUUGUUUUUGAAGAAGGGAUUGUCUUUUGCUAGGCCCUAGAAAUCCGCCCACAUUUUGAAUUUAGUACACCUAGGAAUAAAUUAAUCUUUUUUCUCUGCAGAAUGACUGCACGCCCAAUGUUUUCAUCGUUGUCAGGUAGGUCGAAUAAGUGCUGCUCUUGUUUUGAUGAUUGUAAACUGUCUGGCCUAACAUAACCGGCCCCUGGUUUAUGCGUUCUAGGAAAGAUCAUUUACUACUGACCAAAGAUUACUUUGACACGGUGUUGGCAUUAACUGUUCCAGGACAUUUGAUUACUGUAAGUAACGAUUUUUGUAAAUAAGCAAAGAUAGUCGUGUCAAAGACAAUUCCCAUUAUAAGCUAAUGUUAAAACUCAGCAAGGGGAUGCAAAUAAAUCACCACAGCCAGAAAGAACAUAAUAAAAUGAAUAAAACUGCGCAGUUUGGUUGCGAAAUGUUGUAAAAUGUGGAAAAUAUGGCCUUGCAAAGUUUGCAAAUUUUGUAUACUUUUGUAUUGCGUGCGGAAAUUGCUACCAUUUUUGGCCCAAAUGUGGUAGCAAUUCCGCAAGUUUAUAUAAAUCAAGGAAAAUCUCUAUCACAUAUCAAGAUACGACUUAUGAUUUUUCUUUGUGUUUUCCUCAUGAAUUAUUACAGUAUGAAAUUAAUUUCACCUCCAUGAUGCAGCUGAUUAAUAAGCGCCACGAUGUUCGUUCUUACAGAUUAACCCAACUGGUUAUAAAGCAGUCUUUACUCGGCAAGGAAACCUUGUUAUCCAUACUGGCCGAGAAACUUUCAUUGUGGACAAUAAUUCUUCACAAAUUGCUUCAGCGAAAGGUAAACACCAAAUAUGAUUUUUGCUAAACCCAAAUAUGAUUUUUGCUAAGGCUAAUAUUUGGGUCAUUCCGAGAAGAAAUGUGAUAUAUCUUUACAGCAUAAAACUUAUCUUGAUCAACUUUUUCGCUGUCAGUAAUGCCGGACAUGAUGUCAUUAGAUGUAUUAUAAAUUAGUUUUCCAAUGUUCUUUCACUGUAAAUAUUCAUCUAAUCACAUCAUGUCCGGCAUUUUUGACAGUGAAAAAGUUGAUCAAGAUGAGGUUUUUUACUGUGAAGAUAUAUUACAUUUCUUAGACUGACCCAAAUAUUACCCAAUACAAAUUGUAUUCGAGGGAAUCAUUAAGCGCAGCAGCUCAUUAAACAUUGAUUUUUUCUGAAUUUUCUUCAUGGAUUAUUAAUGAGUUUUACAAUGUUGUUUUGUCGACAGGGCUACCGAUGAAUGAACUUGAGUUCAGCUCUUAUCCUUGGUGUCAUCAAGACAACUUACCUCACGAGGUUAAAGUUUAUAAAUGUAUUAAAGAGUUUUUGAGUUGAAACUCGUAUAUUCUUGGUUUGCACUUGAUGUCAUUGCAGCCAUGAAGGAACGCUAACAAAAAAAUAUGUUUAGCUGCAUGCCAUUAUAUUUGGAGCGUGGUUUCCUCAAACAUGGCCGCCGUCUUAUAAAUAUCAAGAGAUUGAUUGCAAACCACUAAUAAUAAGAGUAUAUUUACCAUUUUCCUUUUCUAGACAAUUGCUGAUACAGUUUUGGCAUGGGCUAACCAGGUGAAGUAGCAAUUCUUCCAAUUAUUGGAUUUUUAACCAGUCACUAUUUCCAAUUUUAAAGUUCCUCAACCCCCCUCAGCAAAAAAGGGAAGAAUAACUUCCUAAGUGUAGGCCUAAUAUUCCUUGACCGUUUGGUUUUCAUCUAGCGGAUAAAAUAUAGCAAAAGGUUGUGUCUGAAAACGCAGACAAUCAAGCCCAAGAGGCUCAAAAAUACAAAACAUUUCUGUGGGUGGACCCCCCCCCCCAGACUCCCCUGUAAGUUCCCACUUUUCCAGUCAACCACUUCUAGUACUGAUUCUCCACUGAAGAAUUCUUAAAAGAGGCCCUGUUUUGAUUCAACUAGCCAUACAAGGGACAUCUAAAUAUUAUAAAUGUACAUAUUUGAUGUCCUUUUCCAAAUGUACGAUUUUUUAAGCAUUUUCCCGUUCUUUUUAAUUUACUAGAGUUUUGUCUACCUUUCCUUGAAUUCAACAAUCGGAUUUCUCUCAGUAAAUGUACCAAGUUAUUUUCAAGAUGAGGUAUAUUUGAUGGUAGCCGGUGUAAAAAUUUAUUUUUUUGCCCGGAAAUUAUGCUGAUUAUCACUUAAAUUAAUAUAUUGUUUCAACUUUGUAAAAGUAAUUUUUUGUUGCAGGGUUUUAGAUUGCUUGACGUGAAAAUAAAUGGAAUAUGUCACUGUAUAUUUUAUCUGAUUGAGUCAUCAACAUGUCCUGAAUGUAACGGCUCAAAGGUUAUUGAUAAUUGUUAUUAAUAAUCGAAUCAAAGGUUAUUAACAUGCAUGCUGCACUUUUUAAUUGAAAUAUCUUUCUUUUAUGAUGAACUCAAAACAGGUAAUUGGCUAUACAACACAAGACUAUGAAACAAACGCUUGGAGGAAUGUCACAUUGUUACUGGAAGAACAACGCUUUGAUAAUGGUAAAAAAGUUUGAAAUUUUCACUGAUUUCAUUCCCAUUCUCAUUAUAUACUGGGCGCGGGCUACCGUUCUUAUGGAUCAUUCUCCAACUGACGCUUGCCUAUACAGGGUAUCCAGAAAAUAAAAUGCAAUAUAGCUAUAUGUUCCAGAUUUUUACACAGCUAUAAUUAUUAGUGAGCAUCGAAAAUUCAAUCUAAGAGAUGCAUUUUGACACUAAGGUUGUUAAAAUUGGUUUAGUAGAACCAUUGUUAUGGCUGUUUAAGCCUUCGAUUUGAUCAGUUUGAACUCUUACGCCCGUAUUCUAAAAGCUCACUCACACUCAAUGAGUGGAGGUUCAAUCUCAGCUUCUCUUGAGUGUCGGUGCUGUUUUUGAAUAGCUGAAGGGUUAGUGUCCUACCUUGCUAUGUGACUACUCACGCUCCAGCUAUUCAAAAACAGCACUGACAGUCAAGGGAAGCUCAGAUUGAACCUCCACUCAUUGAGUGUGAGUGUGAGUGAGCUUUUAGAAUACGGGCGUUAGAUUGAGUUUUCGAUGCUUACUAAUGAUUAGCUACACAAUGUAUUUGAUUGACCAAUGACAUCGUAUCCUCUUGAUAUUCCGAAAAUUUAGGUUUAAACUAUCAGCUUCAAUCUUCUAGGUUUAAACUGGUCGUUUCAAUUUUUACCACCGAAUUCGUUGUCAAUGUUGCUAUGGAAUUCACGAGACGUGUUUUACAAGAGCGGUAAAGGUUGGUGAUCAUUUAAUGGGCGCUCAAGCGCGCUAAACUGUUCUCCCUAGAGAUCCAGUUGGAGCAAUUCAUAUCAGUCCAGUGUUACCACAGGAGGAAACCGAGUACCCGGGAAGACAGUGUUUGGUAGAGUUGAAAUGGAAAAAACUCUUACUCUCCUCGCGUGCGAUAUAAAGGAGAAAUUAUAAUUAUCAGACAACUGCAUAUUGCAGGAAUUGAACCUGGUCAGAGACGAAAGACAUUCAAACAACUCCUUACAACGCUUGGUUGUAAAUCUUUUAGAUGAAACAACCAUUAUCAUAACAAAGAAAGGGAGCAUUUCAUCUUCUGGCGACGAAAGUAUUGUCCAAGUUGUCACAUGUAUGUAUGUUUUUCGUUAAACGCUGUUUUUACUAAUUACAUUGAUGCACUAAACUACACUGUUCCUCCUUAUUUUUGAUAGCAAACAAUGGUGAAUAUUUGGUACUUUAUGAAGACUAUUCCUUGUUUUAUGGUAGAAUUGGAGUAGUCUAUAUGAUUCAG